This is a messenger RNA of Microthlaspi erraticum, 363 nucleotides long. Lineage: Eukaryota; Viridiplantae; Streptophyta; Magnoliopsida; Brassicales; Brassicaceae. The record is from the annotation of a GenBank genome assembly.
AUGGAAAUGAGGUGGUGGCUGCGCUCGUGUAACGAGCUGCCUACGUACCCUGUUUUAGGGAUCAAGCCAGAACGUAGUUCGAUUGAAAUGAUGCCUUGUGAUCAAGAAUCGUCCUCCUUUUAUAGCUCCGAAGUAGAUCGCAACCUCCUCCGCGUAUCUCGUCCACGUGCAACUACCGAUCCCGCUAUUUCCGGAUCUGAACAGUCGAAGCGAGAUUCUCGUUUGACUCGUUCAAACUCAGCUUGCGGACUUGACUCCGUCGAGCUAGAGCUCGACUUCGUCUUCACAAGUAGCUCGGACAGUAAACAGCUGGAUUUUGGACAAGGAUACUUGGUGGGCUCGAGGUCAUUUUACUGGGCCUGA